This is a messenger RNA of Menidia menidia (Atlantic silverside), 1643 nucleotides long. Lineage: Eukaryota; Metazoa; Chordata; Actinopteri; Atheriniformes; Atherinopsidae. The record is from the annotation of a GenBank genome assembly.
GGAGGGAGGGGAGGGAGGUGUGCAACAAUUUCCUGUAGUUGCACACUCAUGUGAGCCUCUCGACAGUCCUCUUUGAGUCUGUUUCUGUCCCGGAGAAGAGCACGAACGAGGCUGAGCGGAACAGGAUGCAGGCUAUCAAGUGUGUGGUCGUGGGAGAUGGGGCUGUGGGUAAGACAUGUCUUCUCAUCAGCUACACAACCAAUGCUUUCCCCGGGGAGUACAUUCCUACCGUAUUUGACAACUACUCAGCAAACGUGAUGGUGGACAGCAAACCUGUAAACCUGGGUCUCUGGGAUACGGCAGGACAAGAAGAUUACGACAGGCUGCGUCCCCUGUCCUAUCCACAGACGGACGUUUUCCUGAUCUGCUUCUCUCUGGUCAGCCCAGCAUCCUAUGAGAACGUCAGAGCUAAGUGGUACCCGGAAGUUCGCCACCACUGUCCCUCCACACCCAUCAUCUUGGUGGGCACGAAGUUGGAUCUGAGGGACGAGAAAGAUACGAUUGAGAAGCUGAAGGAAAAAAAGCUGGCGCCCAUCACCUACCCACAGGGCCUGGCACUGGCAAAGGAAAUAGAUGCGGUAAAAUACCUUGAGUGCUCAGCCUUGACCCAGCGUGGCCUUAAGACCGUGUUUGAUGAAGCCAUCCGGGCCGUCCUCUGUCCCCAGCCCGCCAAGGUGAAGAAGAAGGGAUGCUCCCUGCUGUAAAUGGACUAAAGGAGAAGAAUAAAAGACAGACUGUUGACUUUUGGUAAAAAGAAGAUUGGCAUGUCUCUAAUGGAAAACUGCAACUACAUGUUAACUAGUUGAAUAAAAAAUACUUUGGCAGUUAUAACAGAAUUAUUAUAAUAGUAUUUUCUGCAUUAUAGAUGCAGCACCAGACUGAAUUUAUCUGUAAAAUAUUUAAAAUCAGCAUCAUGACUGCUCCAGUUUUCAGGCGUGGGCCACAGAGCUACAGCUUUAUCAUAUUGCCCCUUUUAAAGGUUAACAGUAUAUAAAAACUGCUUUUUUAGGCAUGUGUUACCAUUUUUAACUCCAUUUUCUCUGUUUCAAUAAGAUAACUUUGUGGUGACUUUUGAGUGAGAAACAAAGGAAUAACGCAAUGAUCAAAAGCGGCAGUUUUUUCAAGCAAAGGGCCACUAUAUAUUUCAACAAAUUGUAUUAAAAACUGUGUUAUUUGUGACGAUCAAAAUAAAGUACUUCACAAGUAAAAUGAAAGAUUAUUAAAUUGAUUUCCCUGUAUGAGAAUUUUGCAUCUUCUCACCUCUCAGGAAAAUAAACACAUCAUUACCCCCGUGAUAGCAGCUGUGUGAGCGUGAGAGGAUGCUUUAUCCAAAGUAAUGCUGAUGUAUGUGGCUUCAUUUCCACCACCUGUUAUGAGCAUCAUCUAUCUCACAUUAUUGUCCUAAAGGCCAAAUUUAUGUGACAACUAUAUAAAUCUGAGUCAUUUGGGGAAAUUCCUGGAGGCAACCUGAUAAACUAUACAAAUGGGAUUAUUGUCAUCCUCUCACCAGGUGGGAUGUAUUUGUCUUGAUCUAUUGUUUUGUUUAUGUACUUGUGUCAGGGAAUAAAGAAUCCUGUGCAUUUAAAAGUGAGAAUAAGGGGAUAAUUUGACAUAGGCUGUCUCAACUUGUGAAUAUGAUUGAU